Molecule: messenger RNA, 5227 nt
Organism: Cyprinus carpio (common carp)
Lineage: Eukaryota; Metazoa; Chordata; Actinopteri; Cypriniformes; Cyprinidae
Product: EFR3 homolog A (S. cerevisiae)
Biological process (GO): protein localization to plasma membrane
Cellular component (GO): plasma membrane
Source: RefSeq, a predicted model, not a curated record
GCUGUGUUUUUGUUUUUUCAAACUAGACGCUCCUCUCUUCUCAGCGCCGCGCGACUAUCACUUCCGUGUUGGCGUGUCCCGACGUCACGCGGAAUGUGAAGCAGGAAACGCGGAUGUGUUGCGCUUAAUCUGCAUCUACAGACUUGUUCCGAUCCAUAUGUUGAACCCAACCCCCCUUUCAAGCUGAUUUGAUCCAAACGGAGUGCAUCGGGCGCGGGUUGGACAGAACCGAGUGGAGGAAUGCCUGCCGGAGUGUGUGGAUGCUGUGGUCCUCUGCGGCCACGCUACAAGCGUCUAGUGGACAACAUUUUCCCAGAGGACCCCAAGGAUGGACUAGUGAAAUCUGAUAUGGAAAAGCUGACUUUUUAUGCAGUGUCAGCCCCAGAAAAGCUGGACCGUAUCGGAGCAUACCUUGCCGAACGCCUCAGCAGAGAUGUGGUACGACAUCGUUACGGGUACGUGGUAAUAGCGAUGGAGGCGCUGGAUCAGUUGUUGAUGGCAUGUCAUUCCCAGAGUAUCAAGCCGUUUGUGGAGAGCUUCUUACACAUGGUAGCCAAACUGCUUGAGUCCAGAGAACCUGAUUUGCAAGUGCUGGGCACCAACUCAUUUGUGAAGUUUGCAAACAUUGAGGAGGAUACACCAUCUUACCAUCGCAGAUAUGAUUUUUUCGUCUCUCAGUUCAGUGCCAUGUGUCACUCCACACACGAGGACCCUGAAACUUGCAGCAGGAUCCGUGUAGCAGGCAUUAAGGGUCUCCAGGGUGUCGUCAGAAAGACUGUAAAUGAUGAACUGCAGGCAAUCAUCUGGGAACCUCAACACAUGGAUAAACUCAUCCCCUCCAUGCUUUUCAACAUGCAAGAUAAUGAGGACUCUGAGAGGGCUGGAGAGGAAAAUCCGGCUUCACUGGCGGAGAGUUGCUUUCGAGAGUUGCUGGGUCGUGCUGCUUACGGUAACAUGAACAAUGCCGUUCACCCUGUACUGGUGCACUUAGACAACCAUCGUCUGUGGGACCCAAAUGAUUUUGCUGUUUCCUGUUUCAGGAUAAUCAUGUACUCAAUACAGGCCCAGCAUUCUCACCAUGUGAUCCAGCAAGUGUUGUCUCACCUCGACACCCACAGUAAGAACACCCCUCGUGUGAGGGCAGGUAUCGUUCAGGUGCUGCUGGAGACGGUUGCCAUAGCAGCCAAGGGCUCCAUCGGUCCCACAGUCCUGGAGGUGUUUAACACCCUGCUGAAGCAUCUGCGUAUGAGUGUGGAUUUUGAGCUGGGCGACGGUUCCCGCAGGAACUCCGCGAGCAGCCUUUCCUCCACCCGCACUAAAGAGAGCGAGGAGAGGAUUGUCCAGAACGCCAUCAUCCAAACCAUUGGUUUCUUUGGAGGAAAUCUUCCUGAUUAUCAGAGAGCUGAAGUGAUGAUGUUCAUUAUGGGAAAAGUUCCUGUUUACGGCACGCCGUGUCACACUCUGGACACCGUCAAGAUCGGGCAUCAGGGUACUAAGAGAAUCCAGGCAAUGCUGUUAAGUUCUCUCAUUAUGGUUACAUCAGGGUUUAAGUGUAAAACGAUGUGUGCUGGCCUGCCCGUGGCAUUUCUGGAGCCGUUAUGCUCCAUCUCUUUGAUGGAAGACAGUGAACUUCGGCAGCUCGUCUUGGAGAUUCUGCACAACAUCAUCGAUCGCCAUGACAACAGAGCCAAACUCAGAGGGAUCCGGAUUAUUCCUAAUGUAGCUGCUCUGAAGAUCAAGAGAGAAAAAAUCUCCAAACAGGAUGUGGUCUUCAUGAAAAAGCAUGGGCAGCAGCUAUACAGACACAUCUAUCUGGGCUGUAAAGAGGAAGAUAACGUGGAGAAGAACUUUGAGCUGCUCUUCACAGCUCUGGCAUUGAUCACUAUUGAACUGGCCAAUGAGGAGGUGAUGAUUGACCUCAUCCGCCUGUCCAUCGCCCUGCAGGAUAUGGUCCUGGCAAAUGAGGAGAACAUGCCAAUGUUUAUUCGCUGUGGAAUCAUGGCGUUGGUCGCUGCAUAUCUUAACUUCCUGAGUCAGAUGAUUGCAAAUCCCCCUUUCUGCCAACACGUCAGCAAGGUGAUUGAGAUGAGAAAUCUAGAUGCUCCGUAUCUUCUGCCUGAACACGUCUUCAGAGAGAAGUGUGUGCUCCCAGACGCUUUAGACCGGGACGAUGUUGGUUUGUAUUUUCAGACGGCUGAUCUGGCUGAAGCUCUGUCUGUACCUGGAUAUAACGUAGAGAGACUGGCUGUACCAUACAUACCCCAGGUUACAGAGGAAGACCGGCUGCCCCGUAGGAAGAGUUUUGUCGAUACUAUUUCUCUCCAAGUUGACAUCCUUUCCAACAGCUUGCCCGAUCAGUCCCAGCUUCCAGAGGAGAUCACGUUUGAGACCCUGAAGAAGGCCAUCGAUACCACUGGUCUGGAGGAACAGGAAAGGGAACGGAGACGGCAGGUGAUGGAGAAGUUCCAAAAAGCUCCGUUUGAGGAGAUUGCCGCCCACUGCGAGUCCAAGGCCAACAUGCUACACGAUCGCUUGGCUCAGAUAUUUGAACUCACCAUUCGCCCUCCCCCGAGCCCAUCGGGCACUGUGACGGUGACAUCAGGCCACGCCCAGUACCAGUCUGUGCCAGUCUAUGAAAUGAAGUUCCCUGACCUCUGCGUCUACUGAACCACGAUCUUUCACCUUAACUCUAUCACACAAACUCAACCUUGACAUGUGACCACUGACCUUUAUCACACUUUAUGUUUGGUCCUGUGACCUUUAACUCACCUGAGCCACUCAUCUUCAUUAGGCACCUUUCACUAUAAACAUCACAUGCAUUCAUGUCAAGCAGAGAGAAGGGGUGCGAACUGGACAGGUGCUUCUUGCCUCCAUUCUGCACCAAUCAGACGCAGACUUUACAACCAGCUGUCCAACCAUACACCAGCUCUGUAGAAUCAUGUGAAUCUUAUGUGUGUGGUUUUCAGUUUGAUUCUUGCACUACAAGGCAGCUCUAGGAAUCAAACUGAGUCUUUUAAAACAAUUGAUUCUUUAGCUUCUUAAUGUAAUGAUUCAUAGGAGUCAUUUAGAAAAUGGCUCACUCUGGCUCUAUUAAGGGAACUUAAUUGCUAGCAUUAGCUUAAGUGCUAGUUUAUUUUCAUUAACUCAUUUCUAAACCAUCAUCAGCAGAGAGAUUUGAACAUACAAUAGAUUUCUGCUCACUUGAAUCUCUCCUAUAUAAAUGAUUAUAGUGUAUAGUAUAGGCUAUUUUUGACAUAUAUAUAUAUAUAUAUAGUUUUAGAUGAAAUUGUUGCUGAUAGUUGCAGAGUGUUAUUUGUGUUCUGUUUGCAUGGCUUAGCCAAUGUUUCACUGCAAACGUUUGUGAGUUUAGGCCUUUAUUAAUCUACAAUUAGCCUUUAACUUCGAUGUUGUGGAUGUCAAUGGGGCUUUUGUUCACCCAGAGUUCUUAGUGAUCACUAUGCUCUCCAUUUUGCCUUCACUGUAUAGAGAAACCAAAACAUUUGCUUUUCAUCACCAAAGAGCUCCGCCCAUGCCCUUUCUUUAUGGCCACACACGGCCGCCAAUCAAAUCUUGAGCCAAUCAGAAACUGAAUUCUCUUUGAGGGUGGGAACACCGCAGUGUUUUUGAACUAAAACUUCAGAACAGUUUCUAGAAAACUGGGAUCUGCAUUCAUCAACCAGCUGUUUUUACAUCGAGCCACAUGGGCGUUAAAAUGCUUUUUUUUUUGCUUUUCAGGUGACUUUUUUUCAUCUACCUUGGACAAAAAAUGUGUCAUGCUGAAUUCUUACAAUUUAUUUGUGACUGUUAGAUGCUGAAAUCCUCUGCUGGAAAUGUUUCACAUCAUCUGUGCUUCCUGUGGUGAGAGCUGUGAUCAAUUUCAGUUGCGUUUAGCUGGUAGAAACGUGUCUAUGCACAACCAUUUAGGACAUUUGGGUUGUUUCUUAGGUGCUUUUCAUGGAUUCUGGGGGUUUGUUGUCAUAUGAUUGGCUUGUCUUUGUUUUUUGAAUGUAUUUUUGUGGAUGGAAAGGCAAGUGAAUGGACAGGUGUUUAUUCUGCAGACUUAUGGAUGCAAAGCUGUUGCCAUUUUUUGGGCCUGUGAAAUCAAUGGUGUGACUUUGUGACUAGAGACUUGCACUGCAUUGUGGGAUUUGUAUGCACAGAAAGUAAAGAAUGUCUUGAAUUAUUUAAAGGUUAAACUUCAGAACAGUGGCUUGUUCUAAAUUCGCAAUAGGAUUGAUUAUAUGUCUCCUAUAAUUUCCAUAAUAUCCGAGUUGAUGACUGCAAGGUGGAAGAUUUUCUGAUCUGUCCAGUCUGUUAAAAGACAUCUGAAGUGUUAAUGGAAGGAUUUCAGGGACAAAAUGUUGGUGGACAGGAAAUAGUCAGUAGCUGACCUUUGGCCGUUGUGUUUUUAUCUCAGUAACUUGCUGCAUUUCAAUAGAUGUUGCUUUGCGACAAUAUGCGUAAAAUGCUGUGAUGAAAUCAGGCACAUUACUUCUGUAGAAAUAUAAGAUCAUAAAUAAUUUCUAGAAUAAUGCAAUAUAUUUUUGGUGUUAUAUGAAAUAGGAAUCAUCUGUAAUGCACCUUUAGAGAUGUGUGUGUGUGUGUGUGUGUGUGUGUGUGUGUGUGUGUGUGUGUGUGUGUGUGUGUGUGUGUGUGUGUGUGUGUGUCAAAGGGAUACAAUAAGUCUAUUUUUUGCAUGCUGUUUUUGUUUUACAUCAGUGAAGGGAAAUCUUAAGGGUCUUGCUGUAACUGCAUAUAAAUUAAUUUUUAGUGUAAUUCACAAAAUAUGUUUUAUUUUCAUCCUCAGUGGAACUUUACUGUACUUUAGUAAUUAUCACAUGGUUUGUCUGAAACUGACCUUUAGUUGUGUUUUAUCGACAAUGAUUUUCAUUUUUAUUUUUUCUGUUUGAAUGGGAGAGAGGUAAAGAAUGAGAUGCGUUAGGUUUCAGGUUGAUGGUGAUGUGUCGAUAUGGAACAGAAAUGGUUUUGUAGUCUUUUGUGUGAAGAAGGUGUAUGUCUACAUGCAUCAUGCUAGAUUUCAAAUGUGUAAUGGUACGAACCACUGCAGUGUUGCUACAAUACAUGAUUAUAAAAGUUCCCAUGAAAUCUGUAGGUGUUCAUUAGCCAUAUUCAGGAUCGCUGUCUUGACAGUGUCUGCCACAUUAAUGUGCAAUGAGAUUUUAUGUACGAGAUCUUAAAGUCUUAAUAAAGAUUUUGUAUUUAAAUA